Molecule: messenger RNA, 687 nt
Organism: Zingiber officinale
Lineage: Eukaryota; Viridiplantae; Streptophyta; Magnoliopsida; Zingiberales; Zingiberaceae
Exons: 4
Coding region: 1-687 (228 amino acids)
Source: RefSeq, a predicted model, not a curated record
AUGAAGUUGGAAGUGGAGGAACCAUUGGACGAGAAGCACGUUCGUCUCCACAAGAGGGUGAGGGAAGUGAGCACUUCGUAUGAGCAGACUCUGUACAACAAUGUACUUGGGGAACCUGGAUCGUUGGGUCUUCGCCCCAGGAAGAGCAAAGACAGCAAGCGCCGAGCUGAUUCCACCCCGCACUCGACUCCCCCUCCUCCGGAAAUGAAGUUGGAAGUGGAGGAACCCUUGGACGAGAAGCACGUACGUCUCCACAAGAGGGCCAGGGACGUGAGCACUUCGUAUGAGCAGGCUCUGUACAACAAUGUGCUUGGGGAACCUGGACCGUUGGGUCUUCGCCCCAGGAAGAGUAAAACUUUAUGCUUCACUAGCUCGAAGGGCUCGGAAGUUGGUGAACAAUCAGACUUCUCAGCUUCUUCGAGCUCAUUGAGCAAAAUCAAAGCUUCAAAUUUUCCUGCCUCAUUAUUGAGGAUUGGGACAUGGGAGUGUGUGUCUAGAUAUGAAGGUGAUUUAGUAGCAAAAUGUUACCUCGCCAAACAUAAACUUGUAUGGGAAGUUCUCGAAGGUGGCUUGAAGAGCAAGAUUGAGUUUUACUGGUCCGACAUUACUGCAAUUAAGGCAGUAUUUUUUGAAGGUAGCCAUGGGACUUUGGAUAUUGUGUUAGCAAGACCACCUCUUUUCUUCUGA